Messenger RNA from Acanthopagrus latus (yellowfin seabream), 17749 nucleotides. It is a transcript of the gene mdn1, whose product is annotated as midasin AAA ATPase 1. Gene Ontology annotation, molecular function: ATP hydrolysis activity; ATP binding. The coding region runs from base 161 to 16768 and encodes 5535 amino acids. Gene Ontology annotation, biological process: rRNA processing; ribosomal large subunit assembly. The transcript has 101 exons. Lineage: Eukaryota; Metazoa; Chordata; Actinopteri; Spariformes; Sparidae. Gene Ontology annotation, cellular component: nucleus; preribosome, large subunit precursor. The record is from RefSeq and is a predicted model, not a curated record.
GACGGGAACGUGCUUAUGUGUUGUGAUACAACCUCAGACAGACAAUCGCGUGAUGAACCUCACAGUUUGGUUCAAUAACAGUAAAUCAGGAUACUUCUUCAGAGCCCGCGCGAGCUUGUUUUCUUUGUAGAUCGCUCCUCCACAGGCGACAAAUGAUACGAUGGAAAAUUUAGAAUUGAGCCUGUCGUCACUGGGCACCAUAUCCAGACAUGUUGACAAAAGUCACAACGAUCUAAGCCAAUAUCUGUCCAAACAGAUAUGGAGCCAGCAGGACAGGCAGUGUAUUCUGGAGUGUUUGGCUCAGCUUCUGUUGGAGAAGGACUAUACUUUGUUGAUUGCUCGACACCUGCGGCCGCUGGUUCUGGACCUGUUGGAGCGUAAUGCAGAAAGGGUCAAAGCUGGUGGCAGGAUCAACCAUGACCUCCACGAGCGCCUGUGUGUGGCCCUCAGCAAACUCCUCGGUGUCAGUCCUGAUGCGCAGGCGUUUGCUGCAAGGUACUUCAAUGAUGCCCCCCCAGUGUUUCAGAGGCUCUUCUUCACCAGUGAAGAGUCAUCAGCUGUUCAGUAUGGCCCCAGGAGGAUGAAGCUGCGUGACCUCAUGGGUGCCACCCUACAUUUCCUCCAGAGUGAUUGUGCCAAGUUUCGAAUGCUUUGGGACUGGAGUCCUUGUGUAUCACAGCUGCUCACCAGUGACGUAAUGGUUCGAGGGUACACUGCCCAUUGUUUAGCACUGGUCUCUCAUAUGACCGAUAACCAGAAAACCAUCUUUCUGAGGAAGGUGCUUACAAGUGAUGAGAUCCUACACAUGAAAAUUAAAGCCUUGGAAGAGGCUCAGCAGCUUGAGGUAGAAAAAGCCUUAGUAUUAACCAAUCAGGGCUCUGUGAUGUGGCGCCAGGAGAGAGCUAAUAAAUUUACCAGGGGCCAGGUGGUAUCAGAGGACCUGUCCCAGAAUGUUGUGGCAGUCUGUGGUGUUGUCCUACCUAGGAUAGUUCCUAGACAGGCUGAGCAGGUGAACAAAAAAGAUCUGGUGCUGGUGGACUCAACCUGCCGGAAUCUGAGAAGACUGGCAUUGGCCGUGGCUUCCCAGAAGCCUGUGCUGCUUGAGGGCCCUAUUGGAAGUGGUAAAACCGCUCUGGUAGAGUUUAUGGCUGCUGUCACAGGACAUACAAAAACUACAGAGAUCCUCAAGGUCCAGCUUGGGGAUCAAACUGACAGCAAGAUGCUGCUAGGGAUGUACCGUUGUACUGACAUACCAGGGAAGUUUGUGUGGCAGCCAGGAACGCUGACACAAGCUGUAUCUAAAGGCCAGUGGAUCCUCCUGGAAGACAUCGACCAUGCACCUCUGGAUGUGAUAUCUGUACUCCUGCCUCUGAUGGAGAACAAAAAACUGAUGAUUCCAGGGCGGGAGGAUUGCAUCGAUGUUGCUCCUGGAUUUCAGUUCUUUGCAACGAGAAGGACGUACUACAGUGGUGGCAGCUGGCACAAACCACAGAAUUCUCAUGCAGCCCUGCUGGACAAAUACUGGACCAAGCUGCAAAUAGGCAACAUGACACGAGAGGAGCUGAAGAAGGUGCUCAUCAGCAGAUUUCCAAAGCUGACAGUGGUGUCAGAGCGUCUCCUGGAUAUCUACUGCCAGCUGACUGGAGAGAGACAUUCUGACCCUGACACAGGGAGCAUCCAAACUGCUGAAUGCAGCCAGCAGCACACAUCUGCAGACAAAAGCACACCGCUGGAGGGGAGAGCGCUCUCACUGAGGGACCUACUGAAAUGGUGUGAGCGGAUCAGCCUUAACUUUGAUAGCACCUCAGCAGCCACAGCACAACAUGUCUUCCAAGAGGCUCUUGAUUGCUUCACAGCCAUGCUGUCUCAUCCCGUAAAUCGACUGCGAAUGGCCGAGAUUAUUGGAAGCAAGCUCAAUAUAUCCAAAGAGAAGGCCCAGCACUUCUGCCAGAUGUAUCAGCCUGGCAUCAUGCUGACCGAGCUGGAGGUCUCCGUGGGCAGAGUGACACUGGGUCGAAAGCAGACUGAAGCAGUGCAGCUGAGUGUGGAGAACCAGACAUUUGCUGCCACACGUCCCUCUUCAGUGCUGCUGGAACAGCUGGCGGUGUGUGUAGCCAAAGGCGAGCCUGUUCUUCUGGUGGGAGAGACAGGAACUGGGAAGACCUCCACUGUUCAACACCUGGCCAGAGUCACAGGACACAGGUUGCGAGUUGUGAACAUGAACCAGCAGAGUGACACUGCCGAUCUGCUUGGAGGGUACAAGCCAGUUGAUCACAAGCAGAUCUUGCUCCCUCUCCGGGAGGCCUUUGAGGAUCUGUUCUCCCAGACAUACUCUAGGAAGCAGAACCUGACUUUCCUGGGUCAUGUGCAGACCUGCUUCAGGGGGAAGCGCUGGCAGGAUCUGCUCAAACUCAUGGACCAUGUCUGCAAGUCUGCUCUCACUAAGGAGCUGCAGGAGAAAUCAAAUGCUGCCUUGCUGCAGGAGCAGUGGGAGGCGUUGGCUGCCAAGCUGAGCCAGACCCAUCAACAGAUCCGAGCCUGUGAGACUGCCAUGGUCUUUGCCUUUGUGGAGGGAACGUUGGCUCAGGCAGUUAAGAAGGGCCACUGGAUCCUGCUGGAUGAGAUCAACCUGGCAGCAGCGGAGACCCUGGAGUGCUUAAGUGGACUUCUGGAGGGCAGUGCUGGAUCUCUGGUGCUUCUGGACCGGGGAGACACUGAGCCUCUGACACGCCACCCAGACUUCCGGCUCUUUGCCUGCAUGAAUCCAGCUACUGAUGUGGGCAAGAGAAACCUGCCUCUGGGCCUCAGGAACAGGUUUACUGAGCUGUUUGUGGAGGAGCUAGAGAGUGAAGGAGAUCUCCGCAUUUUGGUUUCAGACUACCUCAAGGGCUUGAAUUCACCCAGGAAUGUCAUCAGUGGUAUCAUAAGUUUUUACCUAGCAGUACGAAAGGAGGCCAACUCACAUCUGGUGGAUGGUACAGGUCACAGACCCCACUACAGCCUGCGAACCCUGUGCAGGGCACUGAAGUACGUGGCAGCAAACCCCUGCCACGGUGUGCAGCGCUCACUCUAUGAGGGUUUUUGCCUGAGCUUCUUGACCCAGCUGGACAGAAGUUCCCACCCUUUGGUCCAGAAACUGGUGUGUCAGCACAUCCUGAUGGGGAACAUUAAGUGUCUCAAACAACCUAUCCCGGCGCCCUCAGACCGGACAUGUGUGGAUGUGGAGGGCUACUGGGUGGCCCAGGGUGAGAUGGAGCCGGCUCUGGACCCCAGCUACAUCCUCACCACCUCAGUCAAACUCAACCUCCGUGACCUUGCUAGAGUGGUAUCUGCAGGGACUCACCCGGUGCUGAUCCAGGGAGAGACAUCUGUGGGGAAGACCAGUCUGAUCCGCUGGCUGGCUGCUGCUACAGGGAACCAGUGUGUGAGAAUCAACAACCACGAGCACACCGACAUCCAGGAGUACAUAGGCUGCUACUCAUCAGAUGACAGGGGCAAACUGAUGUUCAAAGAGGGUGUUCUGAUAGAUGCCAUGAGGAAAGGCUACUGGAUCAUCCUGGAUGAGCUGAACCUCGCCCCCACUGAUGUUCUUGAGGCUCUCAAUAGACUACUUGACGACAACAGGGAGCUGUUUGUGGCUGAGACACAGGAAGUCAUCAAGGCUCACCCAAGAUUCAUGCUAUUUGCUACCCAGAAUCCCCCUGGUCUCUAUGGUGGUAGAAAGGUGCUCUCCAGGGCUUUCAGGAAUCGCUUUGUGGAGCUUCACUUUGAUGAGCUGCCUACUGGAGAGCUGGAGACCAUCCUCCACCAGAGGUGCAGCCUGCCCCCAUCCUACUGCACCAAGCUGGUCAAGGUUAUGCAAGACCUUCAGUCCUUACGCAGAGGAUCAUCUGUGUUUGCGGGUAAACAUGGCUUCAUCACCCUCAGAGAUCUGUUCCGCUGGGCAGACCGCUACAGGCUAGCAGAGCAGACAGAGGUCUCUCAGGACUGGCUUCAGCAUUUGGCUGAUGAUGGGUACAUGCUGCUGGCAGGACGUGUUAGGAAGCCAGAGGAAGAGGCCAUUAUACUGUCCAUCUUGGAAAAGCACUUCAAGAGAACGGUGAACCCUGAAAACCUGUUCUCACAGAAGCAGGUCACCAGCCAGUUCAGUCCCUUCAUUGACAGCAUUGCUGGAGUUCCAGAGGAGUUUCGUCAUGUGGUGUGGACACAUGGCAUGAGGAGACUAGCUGUGCUGCUAGGACGAGCGCUUAGAUUCGGAGAGUCCGUGCUGCUCGUGGGAGACACUGGAUGUGGAAAGACUACAAUCUGCCAACUGUUUGCUGCUUUGGCUGGACAGAAGUUUUUCUCUGUCAAUUGUCACCUACAUAUGGAGACGUCUGACUUCCUGGGAGGUCUGCGACCUGUCAGACACACACAUCAGAAUGAUGGUGAGGAUGGCAGGCUGUUUCAGUGGCAUGACGGCCCUUUGGUGCUGGCCAUGAAGGAAGGAGGAGUGUUCCUCAUGGAUGAGAUCUCCCUGGCAGAUGACUCAGUGCUGGAGAGACUAAACAGUGUUCUAGAGACAGAGAAGUCUCUUGUUCUGGCAGAGAAGGGCAGCGGAGACAAUGAUGACGUGGAGCUGAUCAGAGCAGCUGCAGGCUUCCUUCUGGUUGCCACCAUGAACCCGGGAGGAGACUUUGGCAAGAAGGAGCUCUCUCCUGCCCUCAGGAACCGUUUCACAGAGAUCUGGUGUCCUCAGAGCAACAGCCGCAGUGACCUGGUUCAGAUCAUCCAACACAACCUGCGCUCAGGCCUCUCUCUCGAUGGCGGCGAUAUCGCAGAGCUUAUGCUGGACUUCAUCGAGUGGCUCACCACACAGGACUUCGGCCGGCGCUGCAUCCUGAGCGUAAGAGACAUCCUGUCGUGGGUUAACUUUCUUAACAUUGUGUGUGAGCGAGAUGAAGACGGCUUCAUGACCAUGGGAGCCAUGGAAGAUGAAGAUGAAGCGGAGUGGGACCUCAGACUGGACACUGUUACCGCUUUCAUUCACGCAGCAUGUCUGGUCUACAUAGACGGCAUCGGCUCUGGAACAACGGUGUCCUGUGCAGACAGCGCUCUGAUGGCACGCCGACUGUGCCUGGGCUUCCUGCAACAGCGGCUGAGCAAGAUGACCAACCUGGAUCAGGAGAUGCUAGACGCCCUCAGAGUCUAUGACAGCAACGUGCCGCGGGAACCACAGUGGGGGGAAGAUUUCUUUGGCAUUGACCCCUUCUACAUUGCCUUAGGGCCUCAGACCGAGAGCCGUAACCUGUCAGAUUAUGCCAUCGCAGCAGGCACCACUGCGGUGAAUGCCCAAAGACUUCUUCGUGCUCUGAAGCUGCAAAGGCCUGUGCUGUUGGAGGGCUCACCUGGUGUGGGAAAGACCAGCCUGGUGGCUGCGCUUGCAAAAGCGUCUGGAAACCACCUGGUCAGAAUCAACCUGUCGGAGCAAACGGAUGUGACGGAUUUGUUUGGGACAGAUCUCCCUGUGGAGGGAGGGAAGGGAGGAGAGUUUGCGUGGCGUGACGGCCCCCUCUUGGCUGCUUUGAAGGCAGGCCACUGGGUUGUCCUGGAUGAGCUGAACCUGGCGUCUCAGUCAGUGUUGGAGGGUCUUAAUGCCUGCUUUGAUCACAGAGCAGAGAUCUUCAUUCCAGAACUGGGAAUGAGCUUCCAGGUUCAGCAAGAGAAGACCAAGAUCUUUGGAUGCCAGAACCCCUUCACUCAGGGCGGUGGACGUAAGGGACUGCCCAAAUCCUUCCUUAACAGAUUCACUCAGGUUUUUGUGGACCAGCUCACAAGCAAAGACAUGGAGUUCAUAGGAGACUCUAUUUUCCCCAGCAUUGAUAAGGAAAUCAUUGCUAAAAUGGUGGAGUUCAGUAACAAGCUUGUCCAGGAGGUGUGUGUGGAGCGGCGGUGGGGUCAGAAAGGAAGCCCCUGGGAGUUCAACUUGCGUGACAUGUUUCGAUGGUGUCAGCUGAUGCAGGCUGAUCAGUCACCAGGAUUUUUCAACCCCGGCCAGCAUGUAGCUUUGGUGUAUGCUGACAGGAUGAGAACAGAGGCUGACAAGGCUCAGGUGCUUUCAGUUUUCAGGAAGGUGUUUGGAGUGGACUUUGAGCCUUACAGCGGCUCCAGAGAGUUCCACAUUACUCCACUCAACCUGCAGGUGGGCUUUUCUGUCCUGCAGCGCAGCGGCGGAGCCCCUGUGGCCCUGGAUCCCCCGCUGUCCAUCACACAUCAGGCACUGCGGCCCUUGGAAUCCCUGAUGAAAUGUGUGGAGAAAGGCUGGAUGACAAUACUGGUUGGGCCCACGGCCAGUGGGAAGACCAGCCUGGUGAGACUGAUAGCCCUGCUGACGGGCCACCGCCUCAGGGUAAUGGCCAUGAACAGUGCCAUGGACACAACAGAGCUGCUGGGAGGCUUUGAACAGGUGGAUAUCAUGCGGCCAUGGCAACAAGUGCUGGAGAGCGUGGACUACAUAGUUGCGAUGGUUAUAAGGCGGGGCCUGAUGUCGCUGGAUGUUGGCAUCCAGGACACAGAGUUCCUGCUGCAGACGUGGGGUCUUUUCUGCCACUGGCUGAAGGAGGAGGGUCUCCAAAGAACUGAGGGAAACAUCAACUCAGAGGCACUGAACAAGCUGGAGGUCAUCAUCCUCCUCCUGCAGAAGCUUAACACCAAGCUCAAAGUGUUCACUGACAUGUCCAAACUGCAGAUGGACUUCACUCUGCUGAAGGAGCGUCUGGCUCAGCUGGAGGAUGGCUGGACAAACGGUGGCUUUGAGUGGUUGGACGGUAUGCUGGUCCAGGCCCUGCAGGCUGGUGACUGGCUGCUCAUGGACAAUGUCAACUUCUGCAAUGCCUCUGUCCUAGAUCGCCUCAAUGCUCUGCUGGAGCCCGGUGGAUCUCUAACCAUCAACGAACGCGGUGUCAUAGACGGGAAGACCCCCAAAAUCACCCCACAUCCAAACUUCAGGUUGUUCCUGACCAUGGACCCUGGGCAUGGGGAGCUCUCCAGAGCCAUGAGGAACAGAGGGGUGGAGGUCUACAUCCCAGGGGAACAUGAGGGAGUCUGCUGGGACACACUGGACCUGAAGACCCUGCUUCACACGGCAGGGGUGACUGGGGACUGCGUGUGUGACCUGCUGAUUGAAAUACACAAAAGUAUCAAGUCUGCCAUCUGGGAUUCCCCUGCUUCAUCAGUGGCCUCCCUUCUCCAUGCUGCCACCCUGCUGUCCUGCCAGCUGCAGAGAGGGGUAGAUUUACCCAGCGCCCUGCAGCACGCCUGUGGAGAGGCCUACUCACUGUGCCAGCGCACCACUGCCAGCCAAAAGCAAGCCCAGCAGGUGAUUGAGCAGCGCUUGGCCAUCCUGGACACAGAGGACUGGGGCAGUGGGCUGCUGUGUGCUGGAGUUUGGCCUGAUGGCUUCCCUUCUGCCCUCCUCUCCACUGAGGAUUCAUGCUUCUCUGCUGUCCUCCGAGACGGACAGGUCCUCUCAUUCUGCCUGAACACCCUAAGCCUACAGGGCAAACGGAAUCGUCCACUAAGUCUGAGCGACCUGCAGAGGACGCUUCAGAGUAGUGGUGUCCAUGAAGGCCUCGUGUUCGCUGGAGGAGUGGUGGAUCUUGCAGACGGAGAUGCUCUGAGGCUGAUCCCCACAGCGGUGAGGCUGGUCACAGAGAGAGCCUCUCAUGGAGACUGGAUCCUGCGCAGCAGCUGGCUCUCACACCUUGGGAAGAGCUACAAACACAUUCCUGAUCCAGCUCUGGUCCAGGUGGAGGCAGGAAACAGGGCUCUGAAGGCUGUGUUUGGUAGCAAACUUGCAGCCAAGGGCAAGUCUCUCGCAGAGUUGCUCCAGCCACACAACAUCGAUGAAUACAGGAUUCUGGUGGACAUGCGAUGGAAUAAGCAAUACCUGGACAUUUUGGCAAACAAGUGCAACUUUGAGGACGAGGAAAGAUACAUGGAGUUUCUAGAGACACUGAAUGCAGUUGCCAACAGGAUUGUUCUGCUGAUGGACAGAGAGGAGCGCUCUGUUAUCUGCACCUGUGCUAUCAACCUGUCAGCUCAGAACAGUGCCCUGAGAAUAGCUACAGCCUUCAGUAAAGGGACUGUGGAUAUCGGUCACCUGCCCCACCCAGUGCUGAUGCAUCUAAGGACCUUCUUUGACCUGUGGGACUCAGUCACCCUGCAGGCUGUGCAGAACGGACAACCCUACAUCUCAGACCACAUCAUGUUUGAGAUCCUCCAGCUACUGCAGUGGCUGGAUCGUUUCUGGGAUGUGUGCAGCACACUGCCGGCUGACUCUCAGGGCAUCUCUGUGCUGUCUCUGCACUGGCAGUGGGUGCAGAAACACCUAAUCAUCCGACUGCCACAGCUGCUGCUGGGAGACAACGACACCACAUUUGAGGGUCACCAGGAGCUGCAGACGGUCUCAGCAGCCAUCCAGACGGUUCUGUCCACCCCAGUGUCUGUGGCCACAGCUCUGAAAGGCAUCCAGAAAACUCUCGGCAAAGCUUUGCCAUUCAAGUUGGAGUCAGUGGCUGAGUGUGCGUCUCGGCUCAGGCUGCUGAGUAAAGCCCUGGAUGUGAGCGAUCUAAGGCUGGAUGGCGCCACAGGUCCCUGGAGGCAAGAGCUGGUCAGACUUCAGGGUGCCGGGCUCGGGCUGGACGUCAAGGAAAGUCUGCUGGAAGCAUUCGGCCUUGUUCUGUUGGCGAACAACCAGCUGGAUUCUCAGAAGUCUGGAGUUUUGGAAAGAUUGGUAUUGAGUGUGGAGCAGCAGCAGCGACAGAUGACCUCCAGAGGGCUCCUGGAGGUCUGCUCCCUGCCUGAGGCUGAGCAGUCAGGAGACGGAGUCCACCUGGCCAGGGAAGAGCUGCAGCAGCUCAGCCGCAGGGCUCAGCUCUGGCCCCUCAUGGAAGAACUGGCUGUUAUCAACCAGCUGCGACUCAGCACGGACCUGCUGCUCCUGGCUCUCUCUCCUGGUGACCAGGAGGCUGAGGACAGCUUACGCCAAGAACUCUCCAGACAUCUGCGCUUCUGCCUACAGUCCACGCCAAUGAAUGUCAGUCAGCUCCAGCCACUGUGGUUCCUGCUCAGCAGUGACAGGCCCGCUGAGGAGCUACAGUUUGUUUGGUGCGAGCUGUUAUCAGAAGCUCUUGCUGCCCUGUGGACCAGCAGUGUGACCUCAGCCCCUGACCUCUGGCUGAAAUGGGACCCACUGAGAUCUGAGAGCCAACCAGCUCCUAAGCAGCACCAUGGAGCAGACAACAUGGGACCAGCCUUGCUGAGUAAAGCAGUGUGGUCGCAUUGCAUCCUGGGAGUGCUCAGCAGCAGUGAGACUGGAGGUCGAUGGGAACCAUCAGGUGCUGCCCUCCUCUCCCUCUCCCAUGUCACCCUGGGGGAGUGGAAGGAGAGAAUCCAGCAGCUACAGGAUGUGUCUGCUUUGUUGUGGGACAAUAUGGCCAUCCCGACACUGGCUGAGUUCAGGGGCUCAGACUUCAGGCUCCAAGGCGCAGUUCUGCGGCGGCAGCUUCAAAGCAUGGCUGACCUGCUGCCUCCCAGCCUGCAGGAGGGAUACAUGGAGAGCUGUGAGAGCCUGGUUGAGGACCACGACCCUCUGAUAGCUGCCCAAGAGAUCCAGACCGUCUUCAGAGACUUCCUGCCUCCCAAUCUGCUCCCCGACGGACUGGUGGAGGCCUGUAUCACCUGCCUACAGCAGUAUGUACAAAGCAAAGUCCAAGGCUCCAACCAGCUGGCCCGCUCUGGAGUGUUCUGGGUCAACAUUGGUCUGCUGCAGAUUAAAGUGUGGACACCACAGACCAUCUUUGACCCAGCUGUGAAGAGGGCCUACAAACUCAACUACGCUCAGCAGGAGCUGGCUCUGCUGCAGGAGGAGUGGAGAGCACGCAGCCUAUCAUCUCAGCUGAUGACUGGAGCAGAGCUGGAGGAGAGCAGCACCACCGAUGGAUUCCAGCAUCCCAGAAUAAGGUACCUGUGGAUCCGUAUGCAGCAGGUGAAGGAGCAGAUAGCUGAGCUCUCCAGGAAACAGGCUUGUCGCCCUCAUGAACCACAGUACGGUCGCCUCUUCCAGGAGCUGCAGCACUACCUCUGCAGCAUUGGCCAGGCAUCUGCAGUGGAAGACCUCCUGUCCCACCUUCUCAAGGCCCUGCAGAGCUCAUCCUCCUCCAAGUCUAGGUCGGCAGUGCAGGGCCUGCUGAAGAAGGAGGCUGUGUGGCAGAACUCCCAGCAGCGCUUCUGCAAUAAGCUGCUGGAGGAUUAUCCCUUGUACCCCGAUGUGGUUGGGCCGGUUCGGACCGGCAUCCUCCAGCUCCGACACGGCAUGAGGCUGGUGGCCUCGCAGGUGGCCGCCUCGCUCACGCCUGUGCCUGGUCUGUCCAAGUUGGUGGUCUGUCUGCUGGCCUUCCCCUCCCUGUCCCACAGCCUACCAUCCUACCUAGCCCGGGCAGACUUCCUCUGCUCCAGGACUUGCAUGGAUGUUCUGCGCUGCCUUGUGAAGCUUCUGCCCCAGCAGCAGGACCCCGAGCAUGUAGUCCCCCUGUCAUCCACACUACUCCUGAACGCUCUGCUUUACCUGCAGUGCCACACACUUUCCACCGGAGAGUUCAGCCAAGAGACACGCAGCCUCUUCAGACACAUUUGUCAGGCCCUUGUGAAUGAGUGGGAUGAGCAGGAGAGACGAAAGAGAGAACAAGAGCAGCUGGAGGCCAGUCUGUACCGUAACCGCAGUCGGCUGCAUGGCUCAGGACUGACUGAGGAAGAACAGGACGAGAGGGACUUCAGACAGCAGUUCCCUCAGUUCAACCAGGACUUUGCAGACAUCAUGUCCCAGCCAAGCCUGGAAGGUCCAGCAGACUUGGGACUGAAGGAGGAGGUAGAGAAAGUCCAGGAAGAGUCCAGUGAGAGCAGCUUCCUGUCUCCAGCUGCCAUGAACACCAUGGUUCAGGUCCAUCAGCGCCUCUGUCUGGGAUAUGCAAAGUCACUGUGGUACCAGGGUACAACACCAGCCAAUCACAGCAAAGAACACAUCAGCGCCCUCAUCUCCUCCUAUCAGAUUGCCUCACCUAUGAUGUCACACUUCUAUCAUCUGAUUGAUGCUGAACUGGACCAGCAGCUGACUGGCAGUGAACUGCUGCUGUCCACCCUCCUGCAGAACACAGUGCAGGGCUCAGGGGGUCUUGAUAGUCUAGCUGUCACCUCAGAUGGACCUUAUGACUUCUACCAGCAGCCCAACAUGAGCGAGGCCCGGCUGUGUCUUCCUGUCCUAGAGCAGCUGAGUGUCGCUGUCAAGCAAAGACUGGAGGACUGGCCAGAGCACCCAGCUCUCGUACAGCUGACUGUGGUGAUGGAGAGGAUCAUGGCGUUCAGCCUGGCAAGCCCACUGGCCAAGUUCCUUAAUGGUCUGGAGAUCCUGCUCAGCAAAGCACAGGACUGGGAGAAUAACGCCAGCCGCUCCGUCUCUCUGCGGAAGGAACUGGAACCAGUCACCCAGCUCAUUAUCCAGUGGCGCAAACUGGAGCUCAAUUGCUGGUCGAGCAGUCUGGACAAUGCAAUGAAGCGGCACACUGAGAAAUCAACCAAACACUGGUUCUCUAUCUACCAACUAGUAGAGAGGUAUCUGGAGGAGCAGAAAAUGGAUGCUAAUACAGGUGAGGAGGUGGAGUACCUCUCUCUUUCCUCAGUGUCCUCCACCCUCCAGGCCUUCAUGGAGGGCUCCACCCUGGGAGAGUUCCACACCCGCCUUACCAUGCUGCUCAGCUUCCACUGCCACCUCCUGCUGGUCACCAACCAGACUGGACAAGAGUCAUUGUCCAGUCUUCUUUGGAACCUGCACAAAUACUACAGUCAGUUCUCUGACUGCAUCCAGACCAGAAUCAAUCAGCUCCGACAGCCCAUCGAGAAGGAGCUCAAGGACUUUGUCAAGAUCUCCAAGUGGAAUGACAUCAGUUUCUGGUCCAUCAAACAGUCAGUUGAGAAAACCCACCGGACUCUCUUCAAGUUUGUUAAGAAGUUUGAAGAGGCUCUGAAUGGCCCAAGUGUUCCCUCACUGGUGGAACAGGGAAGUAGCGCCAGCUUGGACAGUGUGGAUGCCAACCCAGAGGAGACUCCCAUCCAUCGGGUUCACCAGGCACUGAAGAUCGCUCUGCCUGGGAAGGGUAGAGAUCUGCAGGAUGAGGGCCCAAGUGAAGGAGUUGAAGCUUCAUCUCUACAGGGACGUCUUCCUGUUCUGUCUAGGAAGAUGAAGAAAAUGUGCAAGGAGCUGCUGAAGAAACACCCAGUGCCUGAGCUGGCUGAAGACCUGGACUGCUUCACUGGCGAAGUCAUCAGCAACUUGCGGGACCUGCAGAGCCUAACCAUCGACACAUCAGCAGAGAAAGAGAAGCAGAAGGCUGAGGUGAAGCACAUCCUGCAACAGAAGCAGAGAGCUCUGUCAGACCUAUUCAAGAUGCUCACAGAGAUAGGUCUGUCCUAUCGUAAAGGCCUGAUGUGGAACAGGACAGCUGACCCAGUGAAAAGCCUCUGUAUGCAGCCUCUGGAGAUGAACACCGCUCUUUCUGCUGUCAGGAACCAGGAACAGGCGGAGAGCAUGUUGUUUACAGAGUUGUUGACAGCAUGGGAUGGAUGUCAGAAGUACUUCUAUCGUUCAUGGGCCAGGAGAACAGCCCUGCAGACUGCUCUUCAACACGCUGCCAAGGAGCUGGGCCUGGGAAACAUAGAGCGCUGUAGAGGUUUCUCCUCUCAUCUUUUCAAGCUGGUCCUCAAACAAAGGGAGCGACUGGCCAAGCUCACUGAGCAGUGGGUCCGUCUCAGGAGGUUAACAAACAGCAUCCAGGGUCUCAAGGCCCACCUGCAGAGCCACAGUGAGGACCCGGGGUGUGCCCUCCCACCCCAGGCAUCUCUUCAUGGUUGGGUCAGUAGAGGACUGGCACUGGCUGCCCAGUGCGCCACCGUCCUACAGCAGCUAGCCUGGCUGCAUCAGUGCUGCCCGGAAGACCUCCAGCUGAAGGAGGAUACCAGCAGCUGCAGGCAGCACACCCUGAUGUGCCCGUCCCCGCUGGCAGCACAUCGCCAGCCCCCGGGCUGUCUGAUGCGGAGAGGAGAUAGCGCCUGGUGCCAGUUAAACCAGCACAUGAACACGAUGUUGAAGCAGGUGCAGAGCCUGAAGGUGGAACUGGAUAAUGUGGCCCGGCAAACCUCUGAGAGGGCACUCUACACAUGGAACCAUUUUGCCACAUGCUGCUCAUCCUUCGACCAGCUGGGAUCUGUGGUAGCUCAGAUGCCCAGCGUGGAGCAGCUCUUCACCCCGGCCACAUGUGUCAGCGGUGGAGCCAACCAGUCAGCCAUCACCCAGAGCCUGCAGUAUGUCAGAGGACAGGUGGAGGCUGGCAUCACUGAGUUCACCACCUGGAAGACACAGCUGCUGUCCCUGGAACACCAGAACUCAGCUGACCAGCCUGCAUUCUGUACGGAGUUCUCUGCUGAGCUGGAGACGAACAUCAACACAGUGCUGUGUGCUGUCCAGACGCUUGUGAAGAGAAGUGAGAGAGAGGAACAGAGAGAGCAGCAUGGAGACAUUAAGAGAGAAGGUGCUGAAGAAGAGGAGGGGGAUGAAGAACCUGUGGAGGACCUGCUGAAACCUGGUCACCUCACUCGACUCCUGGAGGAGAAGCUGGCAGCAGAGGUGGAGGCUCUGUGUGUGGCAGAUGUUGGUGGUGGCCUGGAGAGGCUGCUGAGCCACCUGAGGACACACAGAGACUCCUGUCAGCCGCCACAACUUCAGGAGGUAAACACGGCGUGCAGGAUGCUGGUGCGCCUGGAGCCUUUGCUGGGGAUUUACUCUGACCUGGUGCGUUACUACCUGUCUGUGUCACUGGGAGCACACAGGAGCACAGGCAAACUGCUGUCUGUGCUGGCCAGCAUCUUCACUGAGCUCGCUCAAAAGGGCUUUUGCCUGCCUCAGGAGCUGAUGGCUGGUGGAGAUGGAGAAGGUGCCACAGAGUUUCAUGACUACGAGGGUGGUGGUAUAGGAGAGGGCGAGGGCACCAAAGACGUCAGCGACAAGAUCGAGAAUGAAGAUCAGGUGGAGGACACUUUCCAAGAGGGCCAAGAAAAGGAAGAACAGGAGGAUAAAGAAAAAAUCAAGGCAGAAGAUAACGCUAUUGAGAUGUCAGAGGACUUUGAUGGUCAAAUGCAUGAUGGGGAUGAGAAUGAACCAGGUGACAAUGAGGACUCGUCUAAAGAGGAUGAGGAGGAGCUGGAUAAAAAGAUGGGCGACCUGGGUGACGGACAGACGGACACUCUGGAUGAGAGAAUGUGGGGAGAUGAUGAAGAUGAUGAUGAGGAAGAAGGAAGUGACAAGGAGGAGGAGUCAGGCCAGGGCAUGGACCAGGGUGAGUCAGAGCUGGUGGCUAAGGAUGACAAUUUGGAUGCUGCAGACCCCAACAAGGAUAAGAAAAAACAGGACAAAGAUGAACAGAUCAAUGACGAGGAGAAAGAAAAAGUCAAUGAACAAGGAGAUGAGAGGGAGUUUGAUGAGAAUGAAGUGGACCCAUACCACGGUCAGCAGGAAAAGCGACCUGAGCCUGAGGCCAUGGAUCUGCCUGAGGAUCUCAAUCUGGACCAGGAUGAUGAGGAUGGAGAUGACGGAGAUGGCGAGGGUGAUGAGGAGAAUCCAUGUGACAUUGACGAGAAAGCUACAGCCCUGGAUGAGAAGGAGGACGGACAGAAAGAUGGAGAUGACGAGGAGAAGGGAGCAGAGGAGAUGGAGCAGGAAGACACAGACCAACCAGGAGAGGAGAACGGUCAGGAGCCCAAGAUGGAAGAUGAUGAUGGUGAGGGAGGAGGAGAGAACACAGAAGCAGACGAGGAAUCUUCUGUGAAGGAUGAAGAGGAGGGGGAGGAGGAAAAAGAGGAAAGAGGACAGGAGGCAGGAAAAGCCGAAGAUCUGGCUCUUCCAGAUGACAAAGGAGAAAAACCAAAGGAGGAGGAUGAAGGAGCCGGUGAAGAUGAGGAGCAGCCAGAGUCUGCUGAGAGGAAGGAGCACAACACAGACGGUCAGACUGGAGAGCAGAAUGUUCAGAGCGAUACAGCUGUAGAGCUGGCAGGAGAGGCGUCAGAGAGAGACCAAGCUAAAGAGGAGCAUGGGAGCGGAGCCGCUGAUGCCAGCCAAUCAGAGGGCCACCAGUCUAAGCUGACGGCAAGAAUGGCUUCACAGAUGCAGAAUACUCAGAAGACUCAGAGCUUCAAAAGAAAACCUGGCCAGGCUGACAACGAGCGGUCAACAGGUGACUACAAUGAACGUGUUAACAAGCGACUGCGUACAGUGGAGAGCAGCAAGGAUUGUACUGAUGACAGCAGGCAGAGUGACGCCCAGCAGGAGUCAGACCUGUAUGAGCACAUCAAACAGGGAGAGACAGCCUAUGACACACAGACAUAUGAUGUUGCCAGUGCUGACCAACAGAAAGCAGCAGGGCCUCAGCAGGACCAGGAUGAAGACCAGAACGACGAGGAUGUUGCCAUGGAAACAGAGAGUCAGGAAGAGGACCUUCAGGCUGCUGAGAUCCAGGAGCUGAAGCCUGAGCAGCUGGACUCUACCAAGGCCUCCCAGAAAGGUGUUGACAGUGGAGAGAUGGAGGUGCAGAAUCAGGGAGACAGCGAGGAGGAGGAGAAGUGGAAGGACCGACUAAAUCUCAGAGAAGAGGAGCCAGCAGAGAGAGGCACAGAAUCCACAAUUCACACAGUUCCUGAGCUGCUGCUGGACACCAUGCAGAAAGCAGAGAAAGAUCCAGAGGAGAUCAGGAGGGAGAUGGAGCUGCAGUUGGAGGCCUGGACCAAACUGGCCCCAGGAACUCAGGAGGAGGAGAGUGCAGCGGCCUCCAUGUGGCACCAGUACCAGAGUCUGACCUCAGCUCUCUCCCAGCAGCUGUGUGAGCAGCUCCGCCUCAUCCUGGAGCCCACGCAGGCCGCCAAACUCAAAGGUGAUUACCGCACAGGGAAACGUCUGAACAUGAGAAAGGUGAUCCCCUACAUCGCCAGUCAGUUCAGGAAAGACAAGAUCUGGCUGAGGAGGACCAAGCCCAGCAAGAGGGAGUACCAGAUCUGUCUGGCCGUGGAUGACUCCUCCAGCAUGGUGGACAACCACUCCAAACAGCUGGCUUUUGAAUCCCUGGCAGUGAUAAUCAACGCCCUCACUCUGCUGGAGGUGGGACAGGUGUCGGUGUGCAGUUUUGGCGAGCAGGUGCAGCUGCUCCACCCCUUCCAGCAGCAGUUCAACGAUGAGUCGGGGGCCCGGAUCCUCAGACUCUGUCAGUUCCAACAGAAGAAGACCAGAAUAGCACAGUUUUUGGAGACUUCCACAAAAAUGUUUCUAGCGGCACGACAGCAGAUUCCUGGAUCUAUAAGCUCAGAGACAGCCCAGCUGCUGGUCAUCGUGUCUGAUGGCAGGGGGUUGUUCCUGGAGGGGAAGGAGCGAGUGAUGGCAGCUUUGCGUACAGCACGCAGUGCAAAUGUGUUCAUCAUCUUUGUGGUGCUUGACAACCCCAACUCACGGGACUCCAUACUGGACAUCAAGGUGCCCAUAUUCAAAGGGCCAGGCGAACUGCCAGAGAUCCGCUCCUAUAUGGAAGAGUUCCCCUUCCCCUUCUACAUCAUCCUGCGAGAUGUCAACGCCUUGCCGGAGACCCUGAGUGACGCACUCAGACAGUGGUUUGAGCUCGUCACGGCAGCCGACCAGUAGACCAAUGAGAAGCCAUCUUUCACAGGAUGGGAGGAGUGGGCAGCAACCAACUGCACAAUGCCGUUCUGCUGCUAGCCUCUCAGCCACAACAAAAGGACUAAGAAAAAAAAGGAGGAUUGCCGCUGUACAUGUGCCUUUAUUUUGUUAUUUUUACUGUAGAUUUUAGUAGAGUUUGAUAGAAACCUUUGCUGUUGUGUCCUUCUUAUCAGGGGAAUUCUCCGUUUCUUUUGUAUUGUAACAGGAAUUGCUUUAAAUUGCACGUCUGAGAUGAAAUGAUAGAAACAAAAAUGUGAUUUCCUUGCGUGUGAAACACCUCAGUGAAGAGUCAGUAAAUACCUCUGUCCCUGUUGUACAAUAGCUCUGAAAUCAUGUUUGUGUGGAUGUUUUAGUCAGUGUUACCAAGCUCAUCAAAUCAUUUAUCUUCAAUGUGAACACAACAACAGAUGCUCAGAGCUGACAAAGCUGAGUUGUUGGAUUGUGUUGUGACAGAACCCUUCCUGACGUUGUGACCUAACAGUAGCAUGUUAGUGUGGUCAUGACUGACAUUCAGAAGAACUUCAUAAUGUGCCUUGGAGAGGAAAACAGUAUUGCAUCUGACUUCACACCUGAUAGAGCUGUUGGGUUGAUGAUAAGAAGCUCGCUCACAGCUCUGUCCGGAUUUUUUGAAAUUCAGCUCUCAUGCACUUUGAAGCACAGGGACUGCAGAUUUGAUAAAUGCCCAAGUAAAACCCAUUUUAGUGGUUUAAAGACACAUAUCUGCUGUGUUCAUCUUAUAUCCAUACUGCUAAAUCAGAGCUCUGAACUGCGACCAUUAUAAGUAGGUGUUGAUAUGUGCAUUGAAAUGUUUAUUAUCACCUCUGUGUUUUGUAAUGUGGACUCAUGUACGCAGGCGGUCAUAUUUAUGAGGUUGUUUCUUCAUUGCAUCCAUGUGUUAAACUAAGAAAUGAAUGAUUGUGUGACAAUAAACCAUUUACAAGGUUA